AUGACCGCCCGUCUGGUCCUGGUCAUCGGUGACCUGUUCAUCCCCGACCGGGCGCCUGACCUACCAGCCAAGUUCCAAAAACUCUUAACCCCUGGCAAGAUCGGCCAGAUCCUCUGUCUGGGCAACCUGACCGACCGUGAGACGUAUGAGUUCCUCCGCCAGGUCGCCCCAGACCUGCAGAUGGUCAAGGGCGACUACGACGUCGACUCGCCCAACCUCCCUCUCUCCAAGAUCGUCACACACGGCAGUCUGCGCAUCGGCUUCACCCAUGGCCACACCAUCAUCCCGCCCGGCGACGCGGAUGCGCUCCUGAUCGCCGCGCGCCAGAUGGACGUGGAUAUCCUGCUCUGGGGCGGUACGCACCGGUUCGAGGCAUUUGAAAUGGAAGGCCGGUUCUUUAUCAAUCCUGGCAGUGCGACGGGGGCCAUGAGCUCCGGGUUCUGGCCCGACGGCGAGGAGCCCACUCCGAGUUUCUGCCUGAUGGAUAUUCAAGGCGAUGUCCUCGUGCUGUACGUCUAUCAGCUCAAGACCGAUGCCAAUGGCGUCGAGAACGUAUCCGUGGAGAAGGUCUCCUUCCGCAAGAAUCACGCCCCGGCUUCGUGA
Penicillium lagena is the source of this 603-nucleotide messenger RNA. Its product is annotated as vacuolar protein sorting-associated protein 29. Lineage: Eukaryota; Fungi; Ascomycota; Eurotiomycetes; Eurotiales; Aspergillaceae. The transcript has 4 exons. Bases 1 to 603 code for a protein of 200 amino acids. Gene Ontology annotation, cellular component: endosome; retromer complex. Gene Ontology annotation, biological process: retrograde transport, endosome to Golgi; intracellular protein transport. The record is from RefSeq and is a predicted model, not a curated record.